This is a messenger RNA of Lodderomyces orthopsilosis Co 90-125, 1125 nucleotides long. RefSeq names its product Fus1p (gene FUS1). NCBI's taxonomy places the organism in Eukaryota, Fungi, Ascomycota, Pichiomycetes, Serinales, Debaryomycetaceae. The coding region runs from base 1 to 1125 and encodes 374 amino acids. Gene Ontology annotation, molecular function: protein binding. The record is from RefSeq and is a predicted model, not a curated record. The transcript has a single exon.
AUGAGUCCUGAGAACGAUACCACUUUAAUAAUUACUUUAACGCGAACAGCGACGUUGUCUUCAGAGUCUACGCCAUCUGAUAACACUUAUGUAUCUUGGAAAGAGACUACUAUCACCACUGAACAGGUCAUUUCGAAAGCUGUUACCAUAUCUCCUUCAUCACCAAACACUUCACAAGAGGCUAACACUCAGGGUAUUACAGCCCACGCAACAAUUCCCUCACCAUCUACCAACUUAGAAUUACGGAAAUCGCCCUCGCCGUUAUCUUCGGCAUCAAGCGUGAUCACGAGCGUAAUUUCGGGGUUUCCGUCAAGCCUGCAAUUUGGUGAAAUUCCAACCUCCAGUUCUACACAGGUUAGCAUUGCAGUGGGUGUUCCUAUGGCCAUAUUUGUCGCUUUUUUCAUUGCGUUAGGUGCUUGGUACUAUCUUCGAAUACAAAGAUCCAAACGUGAAUUCGACCAAAACAAUCUUGACAUUUUCAGUGAAAAGCUUAAUCUUCUGAAUCAGACUUUAUCUAAGCCAGGCUUGGAAAAGUUGACAAAAAAGCCAUACCCAGUGGUCUUUUGUCCAACUAACUAUUUGCAUACAGAUAAGGCAUUUCAAAUUUAUGAACAGCAAAAACCAAAACAAACUACGAACUUAAAAUCCCAAUUGAAUCGCUUGAGUGGACUAUGGCCUAGAAGAGGCAAAAAACAAGAAUCGUUGACGCAUCCACAGCCUAAUAUCUUCAAACGCAUAUCUUUAAUGACACCGGUGUUUUUGAGAAAUUUCAAUACUGAUAACAGAUAUCAGGGGAAUAAAGAAAUUGUCAAAUCGCCAGUUCUCGAUAUUUCGACGACCAAAGUGCCAAGCUACAAUUCAUCUGCUCUCAAUACACGUUUUGGUUUCGGUGAUGUUGACAGAGGUCACAUUUUGUCAAAUAAAAAAAUGUAUACGGUGAUCAAGCCAUAUACAAAGAGUCUUGAUGAUGAGUUAACGAUACACAUUGGAGACAAAUGCAUUGUACUAGAGAAAUUUAGCGAUGAAUGGUGCAAAAUUCAACUCCACCAAAAAAGUGGCCACGAGUUAAGUGACUCUGACCGAGAAAUCGGUUUGGUUCCUUGGAUGUGUUUACUGAAGAUAUAG